AUGGCCAAGCAAAAGGAAGCAGUGUGUGUCACAGGAGCCAACGGGUUCAUUGGCUCAUGGCUGAUCCGUACCUUACUAGAACAAGGCUACGCCACAAUCCACGCCUCUAUCUACCCAGGCUCAGACCCAUCUCAUCUCUUCAAAAUCCCCAGAGCCACCGAUGCUAGCGUGCGUUUGGAGGUCUUCGAAGCCGAUGUGCUUGACUAUGACGCCCUUUGCAAGGCUGUGGAAGGCUGCCAAGGGGUUUUCCACGUGGCAUCUCCCUGUACGCUGGAGGACCCCAAGGACCCACAAAAGGAACUCGUGUUGCCUGCGGUACAAGGCACUCUUAAUGUUCUGGAGGCUGCUAAGAAGUUUAAGGUUAGGCGAGUAGUUGUCACGUCUUCUAUAUCGGCUUUGGUUCCUAAUCCGUCGUGGCCGAGGGAGAAGGUGUUUGAUGAGUCGUCUUGGACUGAUCUUGAUUCCUGCAAGUCUCGCCAGAAAUGGUAUCCGGUGUCAAAGACACUGGCAGAGAAAGCAGCAUGGGAGUUUGCAGAGAAGAAUGGAAUGGAUGUGGUGGCAAUCCAUCCUGCCACGUGUCUUGGUCCUCUCUUGCAGCCUGCAUUGAACGCUAGCUGUGCUGUGUUACAGCAACUGUUGCAAGGAUCGAAAGAUACUCACGAGUAUCAUUGGUUGGGAGCUGUGCAUGUAAAAGAUGUGGCAAGGGCACAAGUUUUGUUAUUGGAAACUCCAUCUGCUUCUGGUAGGUAUCUUUGCACCAAUGGCAUCUACCAGUUUGGUGAUUUUGCUGAGAGGGUUUCCAGACUCUUCCCUGAGUUUCCUGUUUACAGGUUUAGUGGGGAAACUCAGCCAGGUCUGACAGCUUGCAAAGACGCAGCCAAGAAAUUAAUUGACCUGGGGCUAGUCUUCACUCCACUUGAAGAUGCUGUACGAGAAACAGUGGAAAGUCUGAGAGCUAAAGGCUUCCUGAGGAAUGAAUUGUCCCAAUCUUAUGAAAAGAUAAGACUUGAAGGAGCAAUUCUUGAACCAAUGAACAGUUCUAGCCCAACACCUUGCAGUCGAUCUUGGUCCAUUAGCGAGGACUCACUGAGACGGUACGUACAGUUUGCAAGUGAAAGCUGCAUACAAGAGUUGCUGUCUGCCUCCGAUUCCAAUAGAUUUGGUAAUAUUGGCAAUGAUGGAUGGAAGAUUCUAACUGAUGUAGAAAAUGGGGUAGAGAUAUCGAAACGUAGGUCUGGAUCAUUUCACGCCUUUCGCAGCCGUUGGCUGCUCAGAUCAGUCUCCCCUCAACAAUUCAUCACCGUUGCCAAUGCCAUUGAUGCUGCUAAGCAAUGGGACCAGGACCUGGUGGAAGCCAGAUACAUAAAAGAUCUUGAGGAUAAUCUCAGCAUAAUCCGUCUCAGGUUUGGAGAGAACUCUAAACCUUUGUUCAGAAACAGAGAGUUUAUAGUAUACGAGCGACGUGAAACAAUGGAAGAUGGAACUCUGGUGGUAGCAGUAGCUUCACUGCCAAAAGAGAUAGCUGCAGGAUUGCACCCAAAGCAAAAUAAUGCUAUCAGAGGACUAUUGCUGCAGUCUGGGUGGGUGGUAGAGAAACUUGAGGAUGACUCCUGUAUGGUCACCUAUGUUGUUCAGUUAGAUCCUGCUGGAUGGCUGCCUAAGUGCUUUUUGAAUAGGCUCAACACAAAGCUGGUAAUGAUCAUUGAAAACCUCAAGAAAUUAGCACAAGGUUGUCCUUGUCCAACUCAUGCUAACACAUGA
This is a messenger RNA of Dovyalis caffra, 1761 nucleotides long. Lineage: Eukaryota; Viridiplantae; Streptophyta; Magnoliopsida; Malpighiales; Salicaceae. The record is from the annotation of a GenBank genome assembly.